This is a messenger RNA of Lates calcarifer (barramundi perch), 1318 nucleotides long. Its product is annotated as butyrophilin-like protein 10. NCBI's taxonomy places the organism in Eukaryota, Metazoa, Chordata, Actinopteri, Centropomidae. The annotation marks the transcript as partial. The record is from RefSeq and is a predicted model, not a curated record. The transcript is spliced from 8 exons.
GUCCACAGCCUCCACCUCAGCUCCCUCUAACAGGACUGGUCGCGGUCUUGGUCUGGACCUCUCAAAGUCAAAGACCAGCUCCUUGGUCUUAGAGGUGUUGAGCUGCCUCGAGCUGCUAGCCUCAGGGUGCUGUGUCUGCAGCCUUGCUGUGACAGAGUAGAUCCUCUCUCAGGCAGUGGCUGCGUCCGCUCUCGGAGGGAUGUAACACCUACGGUGAUCACGUGACUGAACUCCCUCGGCAGGUAAUCUGACCGCAGGGUGACAGCUGGAGGUCACGGCAACAGACUGUCUUUACGGAGUAAAAACACUGAAUGAAUAUACUUUAAAGUUUAGGUCAAAAUAAAUUUACAUUCUGCAGGUUAUAAACCAGAUCUGGACAAGGUCAACAGCCUGUUAAUGACUUACAGACCCUGGCAGCGCAGUCGGUCGAACUGACGGACACAUCAUGCAACAGAACUUCAGGAUGUUUCCCCUGAUGAAUGAUCUGUUCCUUCAGUCUUCGGUCCGACCCCUGAGUGUUUUGGUUUUUCACCUUCUCCUCACACACUCUCAAAGUCAGUCUCAGCUGAUUGGUCCAUCUCAGCCAAUAGUGGCAACAGUUGGUGAUGAUGUCAUUUUGCCAUGUCACCUGGAUCCUGCAGAGGAUGUUGGUACCAUGAUAUUGGAGUGGACAAGACCUGACCUGAAGCCUAUAUACGUCCAUAUGAGGCGUGCUGGUCAGGACCUCGUAGAUAAACAUCCAUCCUACAAAGGACGAACCUCACUGUUCAUUAAUGAACUGAAACAUGGAAACAUUUCACUGAAACUGUCCAAAGUCAAACUGUCUGAUGGAGGAACGUACCACUGCUUCAUUCCAAAACUGGAUAAAAGAUCUUCUGUUGAGCUUGUUGUUGCAUCAGGUGCUGCCUCCUCACCUGUCAUCAGUUUAUCAGGGACUGACAGUAACAGAGGAGCAGUGGUGUUAGAGUGUGAGUCUAAAGGCUGGUAUCCAGAGCCUGAGGUGUUGUGGCUGGACGGUGAGGGAAACCUCCUCUCUGCUGGACCUACAGAGACCAGAGAGACAGAGAUACGUAUACCAGAUGAUUUCUUUAAGGUCCAGUCCAGUUCUUCUUCUGUCAUCAUUGGUUUGGCUGUUAGUUUGGCUGUUUGCAUCGUGGUCAUUCUCUCACUGGUUUUUUGCCUGUGGAAGAAGAGACAAGACAAAACCAGGCAAAAAGACUCUACAAGAAACAAAACUGAAGGAGGAGGAGAGGAAAUGACGCCCAUGAGAGAAACAGUGGACGGGAACACAAAUCAUCCUCAGUCUGGAGGAAGAGGA